GAUAUCAACAUUUCUGAUUUCUGGGCUUUUGUAAUGACUUGAAGGCAAGGAAGAUGAGCCGGUGGCACUCCCUUGUGACUAAUUCUGGGAUACCAUAUCUUCUAAAUAUAUGUCCAACGGUACUGGUAGCUUAUGCAUUCGGGAACGUGCGGAUAUGGAAGCUAAUUCUGAGUUGAUAUCAAAUGUUUCCGUAGAUGAGAAUGAUGGUGCUACUCAUGGCAUUAAGAAACUUGUUUCAUGGGAAUCGGAUAUGAAGUCGGAGAUAAUUAGUGAUCUCGUUUCUAUCGGAGAAAAUUGCGAGCCUAGGGGCAUUGACGAAUCUAAAAGGACCUUUUCUGCUUCCCUUCUUGAGGUCCCUGCAGAAGUGAAGACGAGUUUGAAUUUUCCUCCCCUUUGGGGAUUCACAUCUAUCCGUGGAAGGAGGCUGGAGAUGGAGGAUACUGUCAUAGCUUUACCUCGGUUCUUGAGUAUCCCUUCCCAACUGUUGACUGACAGUCCAAUUAUGAAUAUCAGGCAUCAAGAUUUAAAAGCCCACUUCUUUGGAGUUUAUGAUGGACAUGGGGGCCGGCAGGUUGCUGAAUAUUGCCGGAAACGUAUUCAUUUAGCUUUAGCUGAGGAGAUUAAUAUUGCCAAAGAAAAUUUUCAUGACGGGAUUGAUGAUGAUUGCAAUCAGGGGGAGCAGUGGAUGAAGGUCUUUUUGAAUUGUUUCCGUAAAGUUGAUGAUGAGGUUGGAGGAUUCCAUGGAAGAGAUGGGGAAAAUGCUAUGCUAGAACCGGUUGCUCCCGAGGCUGUUGGAUCUACAGCUGUGGUUGCAAUUCUUUGUCCAACCCAUAUCAUUGUUGCAAAUUGUGGUGAUUCAAGGGCAGUCCUUUGUCGAGGGAAAGUGCCCAUGCCAUUGUCUAUAGACCAUAAGGUAAGAAUCAUAUUUGUAGAGUAUUGGUUUUUGUUUAUUAGACAAGGUCAGUAAAGAUUAUACUCAAAAGAGAAUAUUAUUCUGUAUAUUUAUUAUUGUUGAAGAUAAAGUUAAAUAAGUUUGUCACCUCUCUAAAAAUUGAAGCUUUUAGAUGAGGUGUUUUGACAUAGUAUUAUAGCAGGCAUAGACUCUUGAGUUCAAGUCUUGCUGUAAUCCAUUUAUUGUGCUGUAUUAAUCCGUUAAUGAGAAAACUGAAUCUG
Messenger RNA from Olea europaea var. sylvestris, 1173 nucleotides. RefSeq names its product probable protein phosphatase 2C 6. The record is from RefSeq and is a predicted model, not a curated record. Gene Ontology annotation, molecular function: cation binding; protein serine/threonine phosphatase activity. NCBI's taxonomy places the organism in Eukaryota, Viridiplantae, Streptophyta, Magnoliopsida, Lamiales, Oleaceae. Gene Ontology annotation, biological process: protein dephosphorylation. The coding region runs from base 110 to 967 and encodes 285 amino acids. The transcript is spliced from 3 exons.